Messenger RNA from Aedes albopictus (Asian tiger mosquito), 1336 nucleotides. It is a transcript of the gene colt, whose product is annotated as congested-like trachea protein. Gene Ontology annotation, biological process: carnitine transmembrane transport; mitochondrial transport. Gene Ontology annotation, molecular function: O-acyl-L-carnitine transmembrane transporter activity. The transcript has 2 exons. Lineage: Eukaryota; Metazoa; Arthropoda; Insecta; Diptera; Culicidae. The record is from RefSeq and is a predicted model, not a curated record. Bases 357 to 1262 code for a protein of 301 amino acids. Gene Ontology annotation, cellular component: mitochondrial envelope.
CCAUCAACAAGAACAACAGUUUCGUAUGUGUAUUUUUUUUUUGUUUUCAACUGGUUUUGAGUGCGCGAGCUUUGAGUUGGACGACGGACGAGACAAAAUUCCUGCUAUCGUCAUUCAACAAUCAGCAUUGAGCGAGUGAGAGGACGGCGGGACUGGUGCAGUGUGCCAGCGAAUUAGGGAAGAUCGACCAGCAUCGUGUACUUUGGACUUGUUUUCUGUAGGUUUACUCGUCAUCGCCUAGAUAGAUAGCGACAUUUUCGUGACAGGGUCGCUUUUCGUUGGUUGAUAGCAGCUUUUUUGUUGGUGAUAUAAUAAGUGGUCCACACACACAGUAGCGACUAGGUCGAAGCAAGAAAAUGUCCGAAAACGUGAGCCCGAUCAAGUACUUUCUCUCCGGAGGUUUCGGAGGGAUCUGUACGGUCCUGGCGGGGCACCCGUUGGACACGAUAAAGGUCCGGUUGCAAACAAUGCCCCUGCCGGCUGCUGGCCAGGCUCCAAUGUACGCCGGAACACUAGACUGUGCGAAGAAGACAAUCCGGCACGAAGGUUUCCGAGGGCUUUACAAGGGCAUGUCCGCCCCCAUUGCAGGAGUGGCGCCAAUCUUUGCCAUGAGCUUCUUUGGAUUCGGAGUAGGAAAAAGAUUGCAACAGAGGACACCGGAUGAGGAACUGAACAACACUCAGCUGUUCGCUGCCGGAGCAUUCUCCGGAGUGUUCACGACAACUGUGAUGGCUCCAGGGGAACGAAUCAAGUGUCUCCUGCAGAUUCAACAGGGAGGAAACGUUCCACAGAAGUACAACGGUAUGGUGGACUGUGCGAAACAGCUGUACGCCGAAGGUGGAAUUCGCAGCAUUUACAAGGGAUCGUUUGCCACAUUGCUCCGGGACGUGCCCGCCUCCGGAAUGUAUUUCCUUACGUACGAAUACGUCAAGAAGGCGUUUGCCCCGAAGGAAGGCGAAAAGCAGGAAGCCGGCAGGGCUCUGAUGAUAACGAUCUUCGCAGGAGGAAUGGCCGGUAUUGCCAACUGGGCCAUCGGAAUGCCCGCGGAUGUGCUCAAGUCUCGACUGCAGACGGCCCCGGCAGGAACCUACAAGAACGGUAUCCGCGACGUGUUCCGAGAGCUGAUGAAGAACGAAGGACCGCUGGCACUGUACAAGGGCGUGACUCCGGUCAUGUUGCGAGCUUUCCCUGCGAAUGCUGCGUGCUUCAUCGGAUUCGAAGUGUUUAUGAAAUUUUUAAACUUCGUGGCGCCCAACUUGUAGGAGAAACGAUUUUUGUUUGUUGUAUUUGAUUUAUGUAAGAAUGCAGAGUUAAUAUACAUUUUUUUUUUCAAAAA